UAGUUCCUGAUCAUAUGUACGAGAUAACACAUGAUGAGUAAAUUCGUCAAAGUACCUACACUCGGCGACGGAAAUAAUUCUGUAAAAUGGAUGCUAAUAGGGAGAUUGAAGGAUAUUCGAUAGCAGAAUCAAUUGGAUCAGUUGAAAUCAGACCAAAGAAACAUUCGAAAUCGAAGAUCGCUAAACCAGCCGAAAUAGUUCUGUCUGAACCUACGUUGGAAGGUAUUGCGCAAUAUAUUAUAAAAAAACCCUGCAAGAACAUUGUUGUACUUUCCGGUGCUGGAAUAUCCACCAACAGUGGAUUACCAGAUGUAAGGACCCCAGGUACGGGACUGUACUAUACGUUGGAUGCUACCACCGUUCCAUAUCCUCACGCCCUGUUCGAAAUAAGAAGUUUCCGGAAGAAUCCCAGAGCCCUUUACAAGAUGAUAUAUCCAUAUCUUCAGGGUAACUACAAACCAACUCUCUGCCAUUACUUUAUAACUCUUCUGCAGAGAAAAAAGAUCCUUUUGAAGAACUAUACCCAGAAUGCGGAUGACCUGGAGAAGCUUGCUGGGAUUAGUGAAGACAAGCUUGGACAAAUUUAUGGAACAUUUAAUGAGUUUCGCUGCCUCUUGUGUAAGGAUGAAUCAUCGUCACGCUGGAUAAAGCUUAAAUUAGAUGGUGGCCAAACUCCGAAAUGUGCAUGCGGUGGUCUCAUCAAGCCGAAACUGUUCUUCUACGGAGAGGCACUUCCGCAGUUGUUCUGCCACAACAUGGCCGAGGAUAUGAAGAAUUGUGAUCUUCUGAUGAUCAUAGGUUCUUCCCUCAGCGACGAACCAGUAGCCUCUAUGCCCUUCUUCGUCGACAAGAACUGCCCGAGGCUGGUUAUUAAUGGGACACCACUGAGCAAGUCCUUAGGCUUCGACUUCAGCAGCCGGGUGCCCAAGGAUGUCUUUUGGAAAGGCGACUGUGAAGAUGGCUGUGUGAAGCUGGCCGAACUGUUAGGAUGGUCUGGGAACCUUCAUGCGGUACAACAGGAUUCGCUGAACAGCAAUUUGUUCAAAAGGUCAUGUUAAAUAUAUUUUAUAACCAAC
This is a messenger RNA of Nezara viridula (southern green stink bug), 1076 nucleotides long. NCBI's taxonomy places the organism in Eukaryota, Metazoa, Arthropoda, Insecta, Hemiptera, Pentatomidae. The record is from the annotation of a GenBank genome assembly.